This is a messenger RNA of Teleopsis dalmanni, 927 nucleotides long. RefSeq lists its product as uncharacterized. The transcript has 2 exons. The record is from RefSeq and is a predicted model, not a curated record. Bases 71 to 799 code for a protein of 242 amino acids. NCBI's taxonomy places the organism in Eukaryota, Metazoa, Arthropoda, Insecta, Diptera, Diopsidae.
AAAAUUUGCAGUCUUAAAGGUUCAGAGACGUCGGUUACUUUUAGGCCAAAGCAUCGAUUAUACUUAGAACAUGAAAAGUGUUAAUUGUUUUUCAAUAAUAACAGCAACUGCUGUUAUUGCACUGAGUUGUAUUGCUGGAACAAUAAAUGCUGCAGCAUCACAAGACCUAUUGUUACCUUUCAAUGAUUUACUGCCGCCACUAUUGGACACAACAGAGAUAAAAGUGAGCACAACAGUAAAACCAGUAACAACUACAACUCCUCCAAUAACAACAACGACAAGAGCAGUAACAAAAACGACAAUUAAAAGACAACAACCGAAAGAGUUGAAUAAAGAUGCAAAGGUGUCAAGCAUUGACUUAAAACAAGAGCAACAUUUACAUCUGAUACCCUUUAAUGAUUUAUUACCACCACUUUUGAAUGCUGAAGCAACUGGAACUGAAACUUUAUUGACAGCUAAAACAACUGCAACACCAACAACAACACGCCGAACAACUGCAGCACCUACACGCCGCUCAUCAAUAACAACAAAAGCCAGUUUACCAGUUUCAGAAACAAAACCAACUAAAAAAUCUGCAUAUAAAUCAUAUACGCAACAAGGAAUUCAGCAAUAUAAUGCGAAGCAACAAAAGCUUAAGCAACAUGUAUAUAAGCAAAAUAAUGUUGCAAGUCAACCGUUACGACAAGAAAGCUUGGAACAUUAUAUAAAUUAUUUCCAACAAACAACACACCGCCCACCCAGAGGUGAACUACCUACAAUAACGCCAUUUCCACGUGUCUUAAAAAGAAGACAAACCUAAGAUUUGAAUAGUUAUUGAGUGAAGCUAUUUCAGGAAUUUUUUUUAAACUAGUUUAAUUUAUUUUUAAUUUAAAACACAUAAAUUUACCAAUUAAGUUGAGUUCAUGUUUAAUCAUUUUAUGGCAUUAA